Molecule: messenger RNA, 1077 nt
Organism: Nannochloropsis gaditana CCMP526
Product: calcium calmodulin-dependent protein kinase i
Exons: 1
Coding region: 1-1077 (358 amino acids)
Biological process (GO): protein phosphorylation
Molecular function (GO): ATP binding; protein kinase activity
Source: RefSeq, a predicted model, not a curated record
AUGAGGAACACCUCAGACCCUGCCCGCCGAACCCGAUUCUUCAGCAACGAGAGCAGAGUCCUUGGACGCCGAGGCCUUUACAGUGUCCAAGACAAGAAGGGCAGCAUCCUGUCCCCAGGAAGAAUAAGACGUCGAGCGUGGCAAUUACCUGCAGCUCACGUUACCCCGGCCAGCGCCUCCAGCUCUGCGUGCUUUCUCUUAUCCGAAACCCUCCCUCCGUCCAUCCUCGCCACUCUCUCCCCCUCCUCCUCCUCCUCCUCCUCCUCCUCCUCCUCCUCCUCCUGGGCCACGCCUUCCUUCUCCAGCCUGGCGGUCCUCCUCCUGGGGCUAGGCUGGACGGGGUACCUGCUGCAAGCUCCCCCCGGGGAAUGCCGGGCCCUCCGGAACAUCCACGAGUUCUACAAGAUCGUCGAGAAGCCCAUUGGCGCCGGUGGCUUUGGGGUCGUGUGCGUGGGCUCGCACCGGGAGACGGGGGAGGUGGUGGCGAUUAAGCAGCUGCCCAAGAAGGCGAUCCGGGAGCUUAAGGUGAUGACGGAGGUGGACAUCCUCCGGCUGGCGGGUGAGCACCGGAACAUCAUCGGCUUCCGAGACCUCUUCCAGGAUGAGGAGAACUGGUACAUCGUGAUGGAGAUGGCGGAGGGGGGCGAGCUUUUCGACCGGCUGGUGGAACGGGGCGCCUACUCGGAGGCCCAGGCAAGUGAGAUCAUGCGGGAGAUCGUCGACGCGGUCUCCUACCUGCACCAGCAGGGCAUCGUCCACUGCGACUUGAAGCCCGAGAACCUCUUGCUCGCCACCAAGGCCAGCGACACCAGCAACAUGCGCCUGGUUGACUUUGGCUCCGCGUUUCGGGCGGACUCGGGGAAACUCGUGUCCAAAAAAGGCACAGGGACCAUCGCCUACUCCGCGCCCGAGGUCAUCUCGGGGCGCCCCUGCGGCUACAAAGCGGACGUGUGGGCCCUUGGUGUCUUGAUGUACAUCCUCCUCUCCGGUACGUCCCCCUCCCUCCCUUCCUUCCUCCCUCCCUUCCUCCCUCUUGCCUCCGGUCCCUUUCCAAGGGCGCGCGGGUGUCCCGCAUAA